Messenger RNA from Durusdinium trenchii, 1604 nucleotides. Lineage: Eukaryota; Dinophyceae; Suessiales; Symbiodiniaceae. The record is from the annotation of a GenBank genome assembly.
GAUUGGAUCAAUCCAUAUCGCUAGUCGUUCCUCAGCAUUUUGGGCUGGACACGAAGACAGCCAUCGUUUGGACACUAAAAGGAAGAAGUUUGGCACUAGUCACUAGUCAGUUGAACAGCUAGUUGUUCAGUCGUAUCCAUGUGCAGCGCAUCUAUCCUGCUAGUCAGCUUGCUGUUUACAGAACGCGCAGAUAUGUACCUAAAUGCAGACGAAUUCAAUGUUCCUCGUUGGCGUUCAUGAAUUGGUUUGUGUGCAGGAUUGUGAGCGCUCGCUUUUGCCAGGUGUUCCUCUUCGUGUUCCCCAUUUGUUCUCCAAACAUGUGAAAUCAAGACUUGAAGCUUCUUCGCAGCCUCGGGUGUCGCAGUCUUUCACCAGUCGCCGCUGUGCACUAGCGCAUCCAGGUGACACAGAUGAUCGGUGAGAUGGAGAAGAAUAUAGGCAAUCUAUCCAGGAGUAACUCAACUGAUAGCACUGGCUGCGACUGUGGGUCUCAGUCUCGCUCUGGAUCUGCUGGCUCGCUUGGGAUGCCCACCACUCCCAAGCAGGAGCAAGCUCAAGGGUUGCAGGAACUCCUUGAGUUGAACUAUCCCUCACCAGUCAUUGUAGUCCAUGAGGACGGGCUUCCCGAGCAGUACCAAAUCUGUAUUCGCAAUACCUUCCUGGAGAUGAAGGAUGUUCCGACAAAUGCUGGAGAUCUUCCAAACAGAGAGGUUUGCUCAUGCCCUGUCAGCCGGAUGGUCUCAGCGCGCUCGGACGGUGCUUCGAAAGCAGAUGCCCAGGUCCCCAAGCAGCAGCCAGAUCAAUCAGAAGAUAUUUGUGAAACUUCGACUGAGGUUUGGGAGCAUGAGAUCCACCCAGAGUUGGAAAGUGUUAGUCAGGAGGAGAACAAUUGGAGUGUGCCUGCAAAGCCACUGAAACAAUCCCGACCCGAGGCAUUUAAGCAGGCACUGACGCUUGGCCUGGUAAGUGCUGCUGGAUCAUCUUGGAUGUUCCAGCAAACCACCGCCCCAAUGCCUGUGCGAUGUCCACAGGUUGGUGCACCCACAGCUUUCUCCAUUCCACGUGUGAUGUCGCCGUUGGUUGCGCCACCUCAGCUCCAAGCGCCGAUGAUUCGGGAGGUCACUGCACCACCACCACCGCAACAAGCGCCCUCAUUUCCACCUUCGGUGUUUUCCCAGGUUCCCAUACCACCAGCUCCGCAGCGUGCCCCGUCGUUUCCAUUCUGCAGGGAGGAGAUUGGCAGUGAGAAGUGUCCGUCUGUCGGAUCAAUUGACCACGAACUUGGCACAUGUAAGCCCUGUGCAUUUGUGUUCAAGAAGAACGGGAAGCAGGGCUGCGACAGUGGAAAAGACUGCAAUUUUUGUCAUCUUUGCCCUCCAGGUGAAAAAAAGCGUCGUCGAAGAGGCCUAAUUGAGGCUAGUUAGACCAUACCUCCGAGGAGAUAGGUAGCACCUGAAUCUUUCGGGGAGCAUCGCAUUGUGAGCGAAUCCUUGCAAACACUAUUUAACUGCAACAUUCGGGCUGGCAGCGAGCUCAGCACUGAAAAUGUUCCAGUUUCUAGAAUUGACAGCCUGCAACAGCCUGCUCGGGGGUGCAAGUUGGCA